AUGAACAAGAUAAUUUCUUAACAAAGUAUAAAUAGCUCAAGCUUGCUUGAUUUUACUUUUUCAAACUUAAAAUAUUCUGUAAAAUCUAGCAAAGGAGUUAAAGAAAUCAUAAAAGGAGUAGAUGGUAUUUGCCCAAACUCUUAAGUUACUGCAAUAUUAGGAUCUUCAGGAGCAGGAAAAACAAGCUUAUUAAAUAUUCUUACUAAAAGAAUAUAAAAUUCUGGGAAAUAAAUGUUAGAAGGGAGAGUCUAAGUUAAUGGAAAAGAGUAUACAGCAGAUUAAUUUUCUAAUUUCGCAAACUAUGUUAUGUAAAAUGAUAUUUUAAUGGAAACUAUGACUGUAAGAGAAUGUCUUGAGUUUGCUGCUUGCUUAAAGGUGAAAGGAACCCAGUAAAAAAGAGAUGAUGUAGUAAAUGAAGUAAUAAAGCUUUUAAUGCUUGAAAAAUGCUAAAAUACUUUGAUUGGUGGCCAUUUUGUUAAAGGAAUUUCAGGAGGAGAGAGGAAGAGAACAUCAAUAGGAUAUGAAUUAGUUUGCGAUCCUCAUGCAAUAUUCCUUGAUGAGCCAACAUCAGGACUUGAUAGUUUUACUGCUUACAUAGUUAUAAAUAGACUUAGAAAAUUUGCUCAUGAAAAAAAUAGAACAGUUGUCCUAACUAUUCAUUAGCCUUCCUCUGAUAUUUGGUAGAUGCUUGAUAGAAUUAUGCUGAUGGUAAAUGGUCGAUUCAUUUACCAAGGUCCUGGCAACACUGAAAUAUCUAAUUACUUUAAUAAUUUAGGAUUUGUAUGUCCAAAUCUUUGUAAUCCUGCUGAUUAUUACAUGUCUAUCAUGCAUCAAGAAAACGAAUAAAAUAUUAGAAAUGCACCUAUCUAUUUUUAAAGCUAUGAUUCUAUGAUUUUGAAGAAAGUUGAAUAUGAAAUAGAAAAUUCUAACAAACAUUAAGUAUAACUUAAUGUAUCUUAUACUUCAAUAUUUUUGCAGUUCUACUAUAUUGUGAAGAGAACUGUCUAAAUUCAACUAAGAAGUCCUAUUCUAUUUAAAGCAAAGUUGGGUUAAGUGCUCAGUUUAAGUGUUUUUUUGGGUCUUAUUUAUCUAUAAUUGCCAGAUGGUAAGAAUGAUCCUCAUAAUAUAAAUGAUGUUAGAAAUAAAAAUGGGUUUUUAUUCUUUUUGGCUUCAGGCGCUUUUAUGGAAGCGAUGAAUCCUUGCGCUUUAACUAUCCCACUUGAAAGAUAAGUAUUUUUGAGAGAAGAAAAUUCUAAGCUGUAUAAAAUAAUUCCAUACUUUUUUGGGAAGUUAUUUGUUGACCUUGUUUCUGAUUUCAUUAUUCCUAUUAUCUUCUCUUCAAUAGGUAUUUUUAAAAUAUUUAAUUCAAUAUUAAUUAAUUCAUACAAAAUUAAUAGUUUACUGGAUGGUUGGGUUGAGAGAAAGUUUCGAAGCAUUUUUAUUCUUUACUUUGGUUUUAAUUAUGCUACAGUUUAAUGGAAUUGCUGCUGGAUAUUUUGAAGGUUGUCUCUUCAAAGACCCAGAUACAGCCUUUGCUGUUGCCUAAUUAGUCACAGUUCCUUUUUUGCCUUUCUCUGGAUAUUACAAAAAUAGCUCUGAUUUAGCUUCAUGGAUUUCUUGGUUUUAAUAUCUUUCCCCAUAUACAUAUGCCUAUCAAGCGUUUGUCAGAAACGAAUAUGAAGAAACCUACUUUAUACCUAAUCCUAUAGACUCAGAAAAUAUAGAAUUCCAUAAAUGGGAAGCAGUUGGAUACUUAGCCCUUAUGUUUUUAGGAUUUAUUACAUUAGCUUUGUUCUUUUUAUACAGAUCAAAAAAAACUUUAUAAUGAAUAAUUUAUUAAAUUUAUAAAAUUCUAAUUUACUAAUUAAUAUACCUUUUAAACUUGUAAAUACACUCAACCAAUUUAUAUAGUAAGUUUUCUUUAAGUUGUCUAUAAUCUAAAAUAACUGAAU
Tetrahymena thermophila SB210 is the source of this 1952-nucleotide messenger RNA. Its product is annotated as ABC transporter family protein. The transcript is spliced from 6 exons. Gene Ontology annotation, cellular component: membrane. NCBI's taxonomy places the organism in Eukaryota, Ciliophora, Oligohymenophorea, Hymenostomatida, Tetrahymenidae. The record is from RefSeq and is a predicted model, not a curated record. Gene Ontology annotation, molecular function: ABC-type transporter activity; ATP hydrolysis activity; ATP binding.